UACUGUCUCAUCAUGGGGUGUAACUCGCUCUGCCAGUUACUGCUGGCCUUUGAACUGUUUAAUUUUUACUGUAUUGAAGUUUCUGCUGCUCUUAGGUACAGGAGGCCCGGCUUGACUUCAAAAGAGUACAAGGCAGUAAUUACACCGAGUGAGACCGUGCAACAGCAAAAAGCGGGGUCGCCCGAAACGGUAUCUGCCCAAUGCACGGAGUGGAACGUUAUCGUGACCAUCAACCCUGAUUUGCUGGGCAUUCAGCAUCCUGUCCAGGCGUCCGAUUUGACAAUAGGAGGAUGUGGAGUGACCAGCCAAACACCAACUGCCUUCGUGAUAGAAGCUCCGUUACAGGGAUGUGGCAGCAACGUUACGAUGGUUGCAGAUGAAAUUGUGUACUACUUCACUCUGGACUAUAAUCCCUCUCCAAUUCCUGGUCUCCCCAUUGUGAGAACCAACCCAGCUGUGGUGCAGAUUGAAUGUCAUUACCCCAGGAACCACAAUGUCAGCAGUAAUUCACUGAAUCCCACUUGGGUCCCAUAUACCUCCACCAUAUCUGCUCAGGAUGUUUUGGGAUUCUCUCUGGUUAUAAUGAACAGUGACUGGAGUGGACCAAGUUCCUCCAGCAUCUUCUACCUAGGUGACCUCCUCAACCUACAGGCAUCUGUUGACAACACUAACCAUGUGCCUCUGCGGAUCUUUGUGGACAACUGUGUGGCUUCAUCCACUUCAAAUGGUUCUGCCCCAACAUACACCUUUAUUGGCAACAGUGGGUGUUUUACUGACAGCAAAGUGACUGGGUCCAAUUCCCAAUUCAUAACUCCUAGAACUACUCCAUCCACCCUCCAGUUUGAACUUGAUGCCUUCAGGUUCUAUGGUGUGGCUGCAAGCUCUGUCUUCAUUACCUGUCGUCUGAAAGUGACUUUGGCUUCCCAGGCCAUUGACUCCUUGAACAAGGCCUGCACCUACAUAACUGGACUGAGCCAGUGGACCUCUGUGGAUGGCAGUGACCCAGUAUGUAGCUGCUGUGAUACCAACUGUGCUACUGGCCUCCAUAAAAGGAGAUUAGACAAGGCUAGACCUAGACCAAGGAGAAGUGCACAAAGCAUGCCAGUUGAAUGGGAGAAGACUCUUGUGGUUGGUCCCCUAUUCUUUGAAGGGAAGCCUCAACCUGCAGUAUCUGAACAUCUGACUGCUACAGAAGUGAAGCCAUCAGGUGCCUCUGUGCUCGUCCUGGGCACUGUGCUGGUUGUACUGGCUCUGGCAUGUUCUGCUUUUCUUCCGUUCCUUUUGUAUCGGAAACCUCAAAUUUCUAAUUAAACUGACUGAAUUUCU
Messenger RNA from Erpetoichthys calabaricus (reedfish), 1326 nucleotides. Its product is annotated as zona pellucida sperm-binding protein 3-like. Gene Ontology annotation, cellular component: extracellular matrix. NCBI's taxonomy places the organism in Eukaryota, Metazoa, Chordata, Cladistia, Polypteriformes, Polypteridae. The transcript has 9 exons. The coding region runs from base 13 to 1311 and encodes 432 amino acids. Gene Ontology annotation, biological process: binding of sperm to zona pellucida; positive regulation of acrosome reaction; egg coat formation. The record is from RefSeq and is a predicted model, not a curated record. Gene Ontology annotation, molecular function: acrosin binding.